Micromonas pusilla CCMP1545 is the source of this 618-nucleotide messenger RNA. RefSeq lists its product as uncharacterized. Gene Ontology annotation, cellular component: ribosome; cytosolic large ribosomal subunit. Gene Ontology annotation, molecular function: structural constituent of ribosome. Gene Ontology annotation, biological process: translation. NCBI's taxonomy places the organism in Eukaryota, Viridiplantae, Chlorophyta, Mamiellophyceae, Mamiellales, Mamiellaceae. Bases 107 to 550 code for a protein of 147 amino acids. The transcript is spliced from 2 exons. The record is from RefSeq and is a predicted model, not a curated record.
AUUCUUGAUCGUGGAUAAAAACCUCGAGUUUUUCGCGCAUCCUCUUCACCCGUCGCGUCCGCGACUCGACGCCCUCUUUCUGUCGCACCAGAGCAGGUCGACCAAGAUGCCGACGCACGCUCAUAAGAACCGCAAGAAGCGCGGGCACGUCUCGGCGGGGCACGGCCGCAUCGGCAAGCACCGCAAGCACCCCUCCGGUCGCGGUAACGCGGGUGGCCAGCACCACCACAGGAUCAUGAUGGACAAGUACCACCCGGGCUACUUCGGAAAGGUUGGCAUGCGUCACUUCCACAAGCUCAAGAACCACUACCACUGCCCGAUCAUCAACCUCGACAAGCUCUGGACGCUCGUCGGCGAGGAGAAGAGGCUCGAGUGCGCCGCGGCCGCGGGCAAGGCGCCCGUCAUCGACCUCACCGACCACGGCAUCUUCAAGCUUCUCGGGAAGGGCCAGCUCCCGAAGCAGCCCGUCGUCGUGAAGGCGCGGUACAUUAGCAAGCUCGCGGAGAAGAAGAUCAAGGAGGUCGGCGGCGCGUGCGUGCUCGUGGCGUGAGCGAGUGCGUUUGGAGUGAUUGGGACGCGCGCGCGGGCGGGCGCGUCACGGGGGGUACGGUGGAUCGG